AAGUUUUAGGGUUUAAGUCUUCUGCUGCUACCGCUUCUUCUUCCUCUCUCGUUGCCACCACCUUCUCGGGGUUCUCUGCUUCCAGCCAGGGUUAAGAGAAGGAUUAUCUCCUAUUUUUGUGAGAACCCAAAGGUCUUAUUCUCUUCAAAAAGUACAAAGCUAGCUGAACCAGCCUUGUUGUCGCUGUGUUCGAAGUCCAGUCCUGCCGCCACCCAUCUCUUGUAACUUCUUCAGCAGGCUCCAACUAGUUUGUGUUGAGAUAGCAGAAAGAUGUCUGCUGAAGCAGCCGCCACCAUGGAGAUUGAAACGUUGCCUUCUGACCCUAAACCUGCAUCCAAUUCAUUGCCCCCAAAGCUGAAGUUUGAGCCCCUGAAGGCGCAUGAGAUGUCUGAUGGUCGAGUCCAGUUUAGAAAGGUCUCCGUUCCACCUCAUAGGUAUUCACCUCUCAAGAAAUACUGGAUGGAUAUCUAUACACCAAUUUAUGAACAGAUGAAGAUUGACAUCCGAAUGAAUCUCAAAGCUCGGAAGGUUGAACUGAAAACAAGAUCAGAUACACCUGACAUUAGUAACCUUCAGAAGUGCGCAGACUUUGUCCAGGCUUUCAUGUUGGGUUUUGAUGUUGUGGAUGCCAUUGCUCUUUUGAGGAUGGAUGAGCUAUAUGUGGAGUCCUUUGAAAUCAAGGAUGUGAAGACACUUAGAGGAGAGCACUUAUCGCGAGCUAUAGGAAGACUGUCCGGGAAAGGUGGUAAAACAAAGUUUGCUAUUGAGAACGCUACAAAGACUAGGAUUGUCAUUGCUGACACCAAGAUUCAUAUACUGGGAUCGUUUGCCAACAUCAAGAUUGCUAGGGAUUCUCUUUGCAGCCUCAUUUUAGGUUCCCCUGCUGGGAAGGUUUACUCAAAACUUAGGCAAGUUUCUGCCAGAUUGGCAGAAAGGUUUUGAUCGUGUUAUUUGUAAUAUGAAUGAGAUUUUGUCAAAAAAAAAAAAAGGAAAAAGAAAAACAAGAUCAGGAUAGAAUAUUCUCAGUAUUCUUUGCAGAGUGUAAUUUUGGAUGAAUUUUUGACUGGGAGACUUUGAGAGAAUUUUCUAUAAACUUCCUUCAUAAUGUUUCGUUUGGAAUCAUACAAUGAAAUUUAUUGUAUUGAUGAUUGAUGAUUGGUGAUUGUAUUCCUUAGUGUUGGUACAUUUGAUUUUAAGAAUAAAAUGUAGUAUAGCAUAACAUUCUGACA
Molecule: messenger RNA, 1229 nt
Organism: Theobroma cacao (cacao)
Lineage: Eukaryota; Viridiplantae; Streptophyta; Magnoliopsida; Malvales; Malvaceae
Product: RNA-binding KH domain-containing protein
Cellular component (GO): nucleus
Molecular function (GO): RNA binding
Source: RefSeq, a predicted model, not a curated record